Molecule: messenger RNA, 2806 nt
Organism: Cucumis melo (muskmelon)
Lineage: Eukaryota; Viridiplantae; Streptophyta; Magnoliopsida; Cucurbitales; Cucurbitaceae
Product: probable mediator of RNA polymerase II transcription subunit 26b
Exons: 9
Coding region: 873-2225 (450 amino acids)
Cellular component (GO): nucleus
Source: RefSeq, a predicted model, not a curated record
AGGAGAGAGAGGUUUUGUUUUAUGGAUUUGGUGCCAAGAAAGAAAGAAAGAAAACAUAUUUUUGUGAAUAUUGAAGGGAAGGAGUUUUUGGGUUUUUGGUUAUGUGUACUCCAAAUUCUGUGCCCUUUUUGGAGCACCCAGUUUUGAUUCUAAUCUCUUUAAAAAAUUUCUAGAGAGAGAGAGAAAACCAACCAAACAAACAACAAAAACCCAUUUCCAUUUCUAAAUCCAUUCUUCCAUUGAAAAAGAAAAGAGAGAUUGAAUUGAAAGAUUGAAUUCUUUGUUCUUAUUUUCUCUUCUCUUUCCUUUUUCUCUUCUCUUUCCAUUUCCCAUAUUCCCGAUAUUUCUUCUCCACAGCAAAUCCCGGAGCUUUUCCGGGAUUGAAGAGAAGCAACCAAGUUAAUUUCUCUGUUACUACUACCCCUUUUUCAAUUUUUUAGAACAAUCCCACAAACCAUAGCUUGGGUUUUGAUCAAUAUCCUGUUUUGUUCUUGAUCAGAUCCUUAAUUUUCAUAAAAAGAAGGAACGAAAUCGAGCACCAAUACUUACUCUACACACAUUAACCAACUCGUUUUUUGUGUUUAAACGGAUGAAACUCCGACUGUUAAUGGGUUUGUUGCUAACGAUUUUUUCUGGGAAUCGGAUUCUUGUGGUGCUGGAUUAGUGUUAGAUAAGGCGGGCUUUUCUGUUUUGGGUGUUGGUUUCUUUCAAAACCCAUCUUCAAUCAACUGGGUUGAACCCCAAUUGCUUGCGUUUUCUUCAUAUUUAGGUUUUUGUUUUCUCACGGCGAUGGAAUUCCCACUUCGAUUCUGAGUAUUUCGUUGGAAUUUCAUCUGGGUUUGAUCAAAGGUUAGUUUCUCCAGAUUCCGAUCAUGGCUGCCAAGUCUGGGUCCCUUGAUUCCUGGAGGAAUUACUUCCGGAAUGCGAAUUCGGAUAUUUUUGGUAUUAUCGAUUACGCAAUUUUGGUGGCGGCUUCCGAUUGUCCUAAGGAGUUCAGGUUGAGGAGAGAUCGAAUUGCAGAGCAGUUGUUCUCUUGCCGAUUGACUCGUUGUUUGGGCUGUGACCGAGUGGAGCUGGCGGUGGCCGGAGACAUCGACGGAGGUGAAACGGGUUUCAAGAGCGAUUUCGCCGGAGAUGGGUGUGAGUUUGAGGCUGGUGGGAGCAAAGAGAGCAAGGUUUAUAGUAGUAGAGAUGAUAUAGGGGAGAUGAAUUGCAACCGGGUUAGUAAUUUUAGCUUUGGUGAAGCUGAAGCAUUGACUGAUGAAAUUGAGCAAGAAUCUCAGAUUGUAGGAGAGGUUUUGAGGAUCAAAGAGAUUCUUAAUAAUUUUGAAGAUGAGUCUGAUUCGGUGUUGUUUGAAUCACUUAGAAGACUUGAAUUGAUGGCUCUAUCAGUUGAUACUUUGCAGGCAACUGAGAUUGGCAAAGCUGUUAAUUGUCUUCGAAAGCAUGGAUCAAAGCGCAUCCGCCAUCUUGCUCGAGUUCUUAUCAUGGAGUGGAAAGACAUGGUGGACGUGUGGGUACAAGCUACAGCUGCUGUUCAAGGUGCAGAGGUCACACCGGAUUCCAAAAGCAAGUCUGCUGCGGUAAAAGAAGAAGAUGAUUAUGAAGAAGAAGGCCUUCCCUCGCCUCCUUUAGAUGAAGCUGCAUUUUUUACCACUCAGCCCACAUCUAUGGAGCUCUCACAAUUCUUUGAUGGCAUGGACGAUGAUGGAAAUCCUCGAAAUAGUGGGGACUUCGUCAAGUACCGCAAUAAUGUGAGAAAAACUUCAAAUGGCAAUCAAAACCCUACAAGGUGUAACCAACAAACCACUCGAGAGGUUAAUGUGCUUUCUAAGGAAAAUAAGACUCAAAUGAAGGAACAAGUUGUGAAGCCAAAUAAUAAGCCAUCCUCAAACACAAAUUCUGGGCUUUUGAGGCAACAGAAGCUAAGCACAGAACAGAAGGACAACCAUGAGAAGUUCCAGCGCAAAUUGGAAAAACCUACAAUCCCAAAGAGGAAUCAGCAAGAUAACUUCAAGUGCUCGGAUGAGGUUGCAGUUCAAGUGAAGCUAGAAGCUACAAAAAGGAAACUCCAAGAGAGUUACCAACAAGCUGAAAACGCCAAGAAGCAGCGUACAAUACAGGUUAUGGAAUUACACGAUCUUCCCAAGCAAGGAAUUGGCCAUAGAAAUCCACACCUAAAAUCUGGAGGCUUCAACCGGCAUUGGACAAAUGGGCGGCGUUAGGAUCGUCAAUGUAAUAAGGUAGAAGACUAAUGCUUCCAGCAUUACUGUUUGAGUGACUUCCAUCUAGAAUCAGGUGGAAGAUCAUGAUGCUAAAGCUCCCUGGCAAACAGUGUCUUGACCGACUUCGCUUGAAGGUAAACAACAAAAAACUUGGUUUCAGUCUGUCGUGCCAGAGAAGGCGAUUCCGAUCUCGAGGAGAGUUGGAACUAAAAAAAAAAAAAAGCCCAUUUCCUACUUUAAGUACAUUUUCAAGUAUAGAGAAUUUCUAAUUGGAAUUUGGGAGGCAAAAUUAUAUAGCAUUAUCAGUGGUUGUUCUGGGAGUUUUGACUUGGUUAUCUCUUACAUAAUGACUGUAUAGAACCCCUCAUUUGAUAUCCUCUUCACUUACUUCACUGACUACUUCUCUUAUAGACAUUUUCUUCCUUCUUUCUUACAUGGAAGACUUAUUCCUUCCAUACUGUGAAAUUAAUGAUAAUGUAAGAUAAAUUGCACAAAAACCAAGGUGCAUUCCCAUAAACAGUAUAAAGUCAUCUCUGUAUACUUCUUCUUCUUCAUAUGAAUGCGAAUAAUUGUUCUCACAA